Desarmillaria tabescens is the source of this 1922-nucleotide messenger RNA. RefSeq lists its product as uncharacterized. The transcript is spliced from 9 exons. The record is from RefSeq and is a predicted model, not a curated record. NCBI's taxonomy places the organism in Eukaryota, Fungi, Basidiomycota, Agaricomycetes, Agaricales, Physalacriaceae. Bases 26 to 1843 code for a protein of 605 amino acids.
CUACAACUUCUUCCUUUCUCUCACUAUGCCGGAAGGUCCAGAGGUCUCCGCUUUUGAAAUAAUUAUACGAAAAGCCAGAAAUGAACACUGGAGACGGCAUAACACCCCUCUAGAAGCUGCUCCGGUUAUAUUUUUCAGCUCCCUCGCGCAAGGGACACCAAAAAAGGACUACACCUCUCUUUUCUCCAAUUCAAAAGAUUACUCCCUUUCUUCUGAACCACAGGAGCCAAGCACCAUGAUGGACAGAUGGGAUCAUGAACGUGCACAAACGGCGAAAUACCGGUCGUCGUCCUACCUUCUCCGUCAGACUACUCCUGGGCCUGUAUCGGUAGCAACAAGAGGAAAACAAACUCUCAUUGCAGCAGGCUAUCACUGCCUCACUAUUCACUGGGGGCUUGAGGCACAUCUGUUGGACAUACCACGUCGUGCUUUUGACGAGCUUCUACAGUCUCCUGCCAGUCUAAGAUCGUUCAAACUUCCGCCUCACUCGAUGGCUAAUCCCUCUUCGGAAGUUAAAAAUCUCACUAUCAUGGCCGCAUUCAUAUCCUCCGAAAGAGUCUUUCUCCUUAUUGACCAUUCAAGACUGAUACGGUUUUAUGUAACAAGCAUCGAUCGGAUGUGGACUCAGAACGAUUUACGUGCUGGGUCUGAGUGGUGGGACCGCUUGUGGGAGCCAUUUGAAGCUGGGCCCGACUGGAUCAGAGAGCGUGAACUUUCAGAAAAAGGUCUUCUCCGUUGGCGUUCUGAUAUCCAGAGGAACUCGGAUCUUCAUCGAAAAACCAUCCUGGAGUGCAUGUCUGCUAAAGAUGGUGGCAUCAAAAACAAUGGUGAUAAAGACGGUGGUACUGAUAGGGUCUUUGCCCCUUUUGGACGGCAUCUUUGCAACGAUGCUCUGCAUGUUCUUGGCAUUUUUCCAGGCAUGCCUGCCAUUGAAAUCUGUGAGGAUGACGAGAAAUUCGAAGCGUUCCAUCAAGGCCUCUUUGAAUACAUCUCACAGUUCAAUACACCCGACAACAGCUGUGAGAACUUCCUCGCUUUCCAGGAGGGUGUCGAUGCAAAAUAUUCUGCAAGAUACAUGCAGGUAUUUCGUAAGGCGGUUGUUAAUGUCCCAGUUAGCCUUUACAAUCGUAUUUCUUCCUUGGGUUUACUGGAUCCCAACCACCACAUAGGUGGAGACUACGUUCCUAAUGAUGGGAUACUCAUCAAAGAAGGUGACCAUACAUUUGUAAAGGUGCCUGUAUAUCACCGGGGUAAACCACUGGAUGUAUACACCGUGAUCCGUGCAAAGCCACCAUCACAUUGGGUGAGCGGCAGGGAGCGCAAUGCUCGAGACCAUCGGUUCGACGGGUACAAAAGUACUGUUGGACCCGCCAACUUCCACAACCUAAAGGCAAACAUGACCAACCCGCACGUCGCCUUGGCUGAUUCACUUGGAAAGCCAGGACGAAAACCCAAGCUCAAGAAUGCACCUGGGAAAGCUGGUCGGCCCCGGAAGGUUCCUUCCGUUGCACAGCUUAUUCAGAAGGCACGACUACAAGAAAACAUAGAAGUUGAAUCGCAGUCAGCCCGCGAGCGCUUUGCGAAAAUGUAUGGUCUUGAAGAUGAGGGCUACUGUCUAGAGGACGAUGUCCCUGUACAGACUUCACCAUCCAACUUGGAUAUGGCCCUCAGUAACCAGCGGAUAACUAGGAGCACGACGAAGAUGGUAGCCGGGAAUGACGGCCUAGGACCGGGUUUGAAUAGCAAUCCACCAGAGAAGAAAAAGAGAAGGCUCGAAAACAAAGAAAACAUUCCACCUGCCGAAGAGAACGCGAGGAGAAGUAAACGGGCGAAGAAGUUAUAAUAUAUGCCAAGGAGAUGUCUCAUUCUAUGACUGUAUAUACUAGCUGCUUGAACGUAAUUAACGACGUAACCAAGGGCCA